Molecule: messenger RNA, 1446 nt
Organism: Heterobasidion irregulare TC 32-1
Lineage: Eukaryota; Fungi; Basidiomycota; Agaricomycetes; Russulales; Bondarzewiaceae
Exons: 5
Coding region: 178-1203 (341 amino acids)
Molecular function (GO): acyltransferase activity, transferring groups other than amino-acyl groups
Source: RefSeq, a predicted model, not a curated record
GAUCAAUAUGCGGCGUCGAUGCGACACGCCCUCGGAAGCCUGCGCCCGCAAGUGGAUGAUGCAAGCUGUGGACUCGGAACACAACCAUCCUGGUAUGUGGGAGCCUCCGCGAGCGGGCUUUGUUACAUCCCGUUGCCAUCCCUUGAAAUGGGAUAUCCAUGACUCGUACCAUCGGGGAUGGAGUCAGAGAGCUGUCUUUGGUUUUCAUUAGACAUCAGGACAGCCUGUGCACUCUAUUCAUAUAAAGACUCCCAUCGUCAGCGUUUUCCGCCAUUCCUCGGCGCUACCGCCCAUGGUUUGGGACGCGUUUCGUCAGCACGAGCGCAAUGCGAACAUAAUCUCUGGCUCACAUGCUCAUCAUAUCACUCUUCUACAAGCCCAUUCACAUUAGACUUCGUGUUGUCAUGCACCGAAGGACCACUCGGCUCAUAUCCCAUUUUCAUCUUUACCACCGCUCCGUUCGACACACUCCUCGACACGAUGUAUGUGUACCCACGGAUAAAGGCUCUCGUCGAUGCACUUUUGCAGAAUAUCCCCCCUGAGAGGGUAUUCUCUGUUUUCGCUCAAGAGCCGGUCACCCGCGUUUUUACUUCCCUUUGGGAGGCAAACACUCAAAUUUCGAGUUAUAAGACGCCAUACUAUGCUGCGAAUUUGACGUACUGCACGAAGCAGACAUUCGUCAAUCGAAGCACAACGCUUAUUCCCGGGAUCUCAUUCACUCCAAGGCUCGCUGUAGAAAGUGACAUCGACGCCGUGGCAUCCCUAUGCAAAGGUUUUGCGGCUACCUCUGAACCUUUCACGCUCUGCAAGAAAGGUGCCAAGAAGGACGCAAAAUAUCUUAUUCGCCGUAACUAUCUUUGGGUGCUUGAGGCCAAGUGCGACGGAGAAUCUUCGGAGAUCGCGUCAAUCGUUGCAGCGACGCGCCGAAGCGAAAAAGUUGCAGCCAUCACUAAAGUGUACACAAAUCCCCGUUGGAGGAAGAAAGGUUGCGCGGAACGUCUAGUGCGCUGGGCCUGCAGGCAGCUGUUGAAGGAGAAAGAGUAUGUUGCUCUUUACGUCGCGCACAACAACCCUGCUGCGGCGGGCGUUUACCAUCGAGUCGGCUUUGUUGGUUUGGGUGACACAAGCCAACAGGUUGACGGCGUUGACCCUUGGUUAGAAAUCGGCUUCGAUCAAGAAGCGGUUCGUCUUGGACAUUGGUGACAAACGUGAAAUCUCCUUUUCCUCUCCUUUCUUCAGUCUGCAUUGCCACACCCACUUAUAUUUUAUCAUUAGCAUUGCCUACUUUUGACCAUACUAAAAUUAUAUCCACAAGCCGGACUUUGAUCGGACAAUCGCACUUACAAUCUUUGUGUAUACCAGUCCCCGCACCUCCAUAUUUAUUACUUAUUGCUAGUAGUCACCAGCUCCUGCACAAUCCAAACUCCCGUCGUAUCUCUAAACUUC